Molecule: messenger RNA, 1836 nt
Organism: Lactuca virosa
Lineage: Eukaryota; Viridiplantae; Streptophyta; Magnoliopsida; Asterales; Asteraceae
Source: the annotation of a GenBank genome assembly
CUAACCGUAGAUGAUGUUGUCAUUUCCUCUUCAAUGGAACAACAAUGCUCUGAAUCGAUAUCGGAAAACAACAACAAUAACAUGUUAAUCGGAAAUCUGGAUGCCGAUUUCCACGACGCCAUUGAAGAAGAAAUCCCAUAUGUCAAUGCCACAAAUACCUUUGCUUCCGAUCAAUCCCAUUCUGGUUCCGAGCCUGAUCAUAGCAUUAGCAGCAACGACGAAGAAUCUACAGUUCAUGUCCUAUCUGACCACACGCCGGACUCUCCAUCAUCUCUUUCCUCUUCCGGCCUCCGUCGUCGUCGACCUGUUUCUCAGCGGAGUUCAGAAGAUAUCUCCGACUCCCAGUUCUUUAGAAACAACCCCGAUGGUUUGAUUGAUUUUGAUCGACAUGGUAGUCCUCUUUCUCAACGGAAGAAGCAUAAUCGUUCAUGGAGUGCGAACAAUUACGAGAAAUCAAACUCUACUCGGCCUCAGAGUUCUGUCGGUGAUGGAAGUCCGUUACACGGAAUGGCGGAGGCGAGUUCUGCGAUUACUAGUGUCGGUAGUAAUGGAAGACUGAUCAACUAUGAGUCUAUCCCAGUAAAUUCGCCUACAAAUUCUUUUCCGAUUCUUCUUCUUACCUUAUCUGAACUUAUCCUUAAAGCUCUUGGGUUUCAAACACAAUUGUUUUCUACCUAUCUCACACUCCCGAUAUGGCUAUUACAAAUUUCGUACAUAUUUGCGUUUGAUCCGUUAUCGGUUGCAUACCAAUGGAUUGCAAAACAUAAGUUUUCAUGGAACUCAAUCUACCAGAUCGGUUAUGUAUUGUUGCGGUUGGCUUACUGUUUUUUCAUUUUAGUUUGUGUGGUAACUUCAUCUUUCCUUCUUAGUGCCCUAAUGAUGAAAUGGAUAGUGUCAGAGCCUGAACAUAUGACAGAGGAGUUGAUCUUUGAUUACACACGAGAUACUCCCAUGGCGUUUGUUCCCAUAAUUUCCUGUUCAAAUUCGUCUUCUCCAGGGCUCAUCGAAAAGACCAAGAUCGGAGCUACAGAAUCACAAGUUCUCCAUUUCGAUCGUGAAGUUCAGGCCACUGUCUCCUUAACAUUACCAGAAUCCGAGUACAACAGAAAUCUUGGGAUUUUUCAGGUGAGGGUAGAUUUCCUCUCCAGUGACGGAAAACCCAUUGCAACUAUCCGGCAGCCUUCCAUGUUUCCAUUUAGAAGUGAACCUAUUCGUCUCUUGUCGACCUUCUUAAAGUUAGCUCCUCUUCUUGCUGGCUAUUCAUCUGAAUCCCAAACUCUGGACAUAACAUUUCAAGGGUAUACUGAAAAGAAAGACGUCCGUACAUCUUGUUCAAGAGUUGUCCUUGAACAACGAGCAGAAUUUGCAAGAGGGGGUGGUAUUCCGGAGAUAUAUACAGCAACUUUAAAGCUAGAGGCUCGUCAUCCUUACUGGAAGAGGGUUUUGUGGUAUUGGAAGAGUGUGAUAUACAUGGGGAUGACAAGUAUGAUGUUUACGGUGGAGUUGCUGUUCAUGCUACUAUGCUGUCCGGUCGUUUUUUCAGGGCAACGGCGUGUGGCUGAUGCACCUCGGAAUACGCCACUGAGUUCAAGUUGACUGCUAGGGUUUUAUUGUGAUUCAGUGAGUUUCAUAUAGAGAUGAACAAAGACCCGUCUCAACUUGAACAAAAAAAGAUCGUUCUAGCUAGCUAGUUCGAAGGUCCAAUAUAUAGGACCGGUUAUAACCAAUUAAAGACUGCCGAACCUCACAUGUGUAAAACUUUCUAAAAAUUAUUGGUGUUGUUGAAGAAUGUAUAAAUGCAAAUUUACAUUUGUAAACUUCCAAUACAUUUUACUG